UGAUAGAAAGAGACAGAUUUUAAACAAAAAAAAAAAAGAGAAAAAAAAAAUCACAGAAGAAAGUAGUUGAGAUAGUACGCGUUACUUAAUCCGCUUCAUAUAAACUUUAUUAAAAUAAAUAUACAAACAUAGUACAGUUUUGAGAUAAAAAUAGUUAUUAAUAAAUAUAGAAACCAGUAUUUUUAUAUAUAAAGAUUUUAGUUUGACAACAUUCCAACCUUCAGUUUGAAAACAGUAAAAAUAUAACCUGGAAAUUUUUAGAUCAAACACGUGCAACGUACAACAAAAUACACAGGAUGGAGCGCUUGAAAUCUAUUUUGUCCUCAUUAGACAAAGAGAAGAAGACGCCGGAAACGAAAGCAACAAUUAACCUCAUCCGAAGCCAGAAGUACAAUGGGAUGAUUGGUGAUAAACAGACCUACUGGACCAAUCCUGUAUUCGCUAGCCCAGCAGCGUUUCUCGGAUUUGACAUCCCAGUAAUCGAGGAUAUUGCGCUGAAAUCAGGCUUUCAUAGAGCUAGUAGUAAUAAUAAUGUGCUAGUUUAUGAGGAAGCCAGUUCUGCACUUGUAAUAUCAGAAAUACCAGUAGAAAUUCCAGCAGAGAUACCAGUGACCCGAGUGCCGUCCUUCGUGAUCCAUUGUCAACAGGUAAUCGGCAAGAGUGUUCAAACAACCAGUGUUAAUUUACGGGACCUUUUAUCAAAUGCUGAUUGGAAAGAAGUAAUAUCAAAAGUAGCAGCUAGCAUAGCCCCAAAAAGCUAUCGUAAUGUAGCUACACAGACAAUUGAGACCAGAUUAACUGUUGUACCCCAGCCAGGUUGUCUGAAGUGUAAGAAAACAAGUCAUAUGACCAGGAAAUGUCCAAAUCCACUCACCGGGGACCCAUACUGCACCAAUUGCCGUAGACUUGGUCAUACCAACAACAGCUGUCCGUAUCAGCCAGCGUCUGCAACAGGGUACCAUUGUGUAAAAGGAUAUUGCUACAAUUGUUCAGCUCAGUACCCUUUUUACAAUGAUCAAUGUGAAAAGUGUCUUGAACGGGUGGAGAUGACCAGAGCAUCCAGAGGAGCAUACCGGAUCCUACCACCAUAAGGACACCAAAGUGAUCAGUGUUUCAGUGAAACUACGUUUAAUAUAUACAGACAAUAAUAGUAUUAUUAAAUGAUCACAGAAACUAAAAAAAAAAAAAAAAA
Cotesia glomerata is the source of this 1192-nucleotide messenger RNA. RefSeq lists its product as uncharacterized. The coding region runs from base 297 to 1091 and encodes 264 amino acids. Lineage: Eukaryota; Metazoa; Arthropoda; Insecta; Hymenoptera; Braconidae. Gene Ontology annotation, molecular function: nucleic acid binding; zinc ion binding. The transcript is spliced from 2 exons. The record is from RefSeq and is a predicted model, not a curated record.